AUGAAACAUAGUCGACCCCCCUCAUCCCCAUCUUCCCCUCCCCCCAUCGUCCUCUCUUCCCCUUCCCCCACCUCCCCCACCUCGUUCCCCUCUGCCAGGCUCAUUGUGGUGGGCCUUGCUCCUUCUCAUGCAGCGCUGGCAACAGAUCGGACGAUUUCAGCCGUUGAUUUCCACGUGGGCAAGAGGAGCCGCCUGGAGAUGGAGGCCACUGGCAAGAACAAACAGAGGGCGACACCUCUGGAUGCCAACUCAGCUCUCUGCAAGAUCCUCAUGGUGACGUCACCUCCUGAUACAGUCACAACCGCUAGUGGUGACGCCAAAGCUACCGCCACACUACCGAAUGUGACUGCCUCUGCAGUUUCUAACGCGGCAGAUCCAGCAUCUGGCAGCAUUGCCGCAGGCAAUGGCAGCUCGAUUUGCGUGUCAGAAAGAGCAGCAGCUCUGCCCUCUGCCACCGAUACAGUCACAGCACCUGAUACAGUCACAGCCACUGAUACAGUCACCGCCACUAAUGCAGUCACAGCCACUGAUACAGUCACGGCCACUGAUACAGUCACAACUGGUAAUACAGUCACAGCUGCUGUUACACUUACAGGUUCCCGUGGUGCAGCCGCAGAUGGUGGUAAUCCAUUGAAUUCCAACAAGAGGAGCAGAGAUAAUGAGGAAAGACAGCCGAAGAUAGGGGGUAGCUUGGGAUCAAGAGACGAGAAAGAUGAAGCAGGAAGGAAUGGGCAGCGGCAGGAAAAUGGCCGAGGAGGAGAGAAGAAUGGGCAGGGAUAUGGAUUCUACGUUGCAAGGUGCUGCGUCAAGGGUCGUCUGAUAGAGGUCAAUCGACAGCUGGCCACCAACCCAAUGCUGCUCAGAGACAAAUUCGCCACUUGGCUGGAUGACCUGCAGCUGUUCCUUCUGAGCGAUAGCAAGGAGCAUGUGUCGCUCUAUGAUUACGCGUCUGGUGCUGCACCUGCCCCUCCUGCCACAGCUGAGCUUAGUGUUCGUUCCCACUGGCAGACUCGUGACGCAGCUGCUCGCCUAGCCAUUCGCAGUCACCUGCCGCUAGCUGAGCUCGAGCAUUUUGGCGACUGCAAAUCCGCUAAGGCCCUGUACGAUGCUGUCGUUGCUCGCUACUCCUCGCCUGCCACAGCCGAGCUUAGCCGCCUCAUGCUGCCGUACCUGUUCCCUGAGCUGUCCACCUUUGCUACAGUCGCCGAUCUUAUCACUCACCUUCGCACUAGUGAUGCUCGCCUGCGUGCCGCCCUUCCCACCGAGUUCUGCGCUAAGAAUCCCCCUCCACUGUACUGGACACUCCACUUCAUAGUCACCCGUCUCCCUGACACCCUCAGCUCAGUUCGAGACCACUUCCUUGCUCGCUGUCCCACUGAGCUCACAGUCGCCCUCCUAGAGGAGCAGCUGCUAGCGGCCGAAAAGAGCAUUGUAGCUGUCGGUGCUGCUCGUGGCGCUCCUCGCACCCCCAUCUUUGAGGGGUGUUCUCCCUCUCCCCUCGCUCCCUCCUACGCUACUGCUGCUGCUGUUGACUUCCUUGGUGCUGACUCCCAGCAGCAGCAGCGUCCCCAGACGACCCAACAGCUUCGUGAGUGGCUUGCUCAGCGUGGGACGUCGGGGGGCAGUGGCCGCUGUUCCUAUGUCAUUCGCACAGGUGACCGCAAGGGACAGACGUGUGGGAGGUUCCACACCCCGUACCGCUGCUUCUCCCGCCUUGACGACGCUUGGCGUGAGGAGAUGGGCGAGGAUGUUGAGCGCCCCAACUGGGCUGAGCUCAUGAGGGCUGGUGUUGAUAUCUUUGCUCUUGACUAUGAUGCUAUUAUUGCUGCCAUGUAUGCAUUGACUGUUAGUGCCGAGGGAGACUGUUACUUGUGUGUGCCGCCUGACCCAGGUAUAGAGCCCGCUGCCCUGGGUACUAGUGAGUCUGCUCUCUCUGGUAUGGUGCCCCCUGUACUUGCUCCCUCCAGUGCUGUCCCGGCUGUUUGCGAGUCUGCUCUCUCAGGUACAGCACCCACAGAGACUGCUCUCUCAGGUACCGCACCGGCUGAGGCCUGUCACACCUUCACCCUUGACUCAGUCCUUGCCCAGUCCACCACUGUGCUCCCUUGUCCGGCGGUUCCGUCUGGCUCGUUGUCGGGUUUCCACCUCCCCUCGUUCUCGACGAACCUGGUGAGCAACGCUGUCAUCCAGGAUCAGUGGGUUGACACCUUUACCCCUGGAGGACAGCGUGUGGCGAUCUGCACGUGCUCCAGGACCGGCCGUCACCUGGCUACGUUUACCCGUCGGCCGGGGUCGAGUCUCUACACACUGACCACUGCGUCUCCUCAGGUUGCUGCUGUCGGUCAGGUGUCCGCGUCAGGUCUGGUGGCCCACGCCUCCCGCGUUCGUGGCCAGGGCGGUGAGCGGUACUUUUUGCUGGUUGUCGACGACUACUCGCGUUACACCACGGUCUUCCCCUUGCGCACCAAGGGUGAGGUCCCUGCUGUUCUGAUCCCUUGGAUCCGCACAGUUCGUCUCCAGCUCCGCCGCCGUUUCCGGACGGAUCUUCCUGUCCUGCGUCUGCACUCUGACAGAGGUGGUGAGUUUUCCUCCGAUCUCUUGAGGACCUUCUGUCAGGCGGAGGGCAUCGAGCAGACCUUCACGCUUCCGGACUCCCCACAGCAGAAUGGGGUUGCUGAGCGCCGCAUUGGCCUGGUCAUGGAGGUCGCUCGUACCUCCUUGGUCCACGCGGCGGCUCCCCAUUUUCUGUGGCCGUUUGCUGUCCGGUACGCCGCGCAUCAGCUCAACCUCUGGCCCCGUGUCUCCUUGCCGGAGACCUCGCCCACACUGCGUUGGACGGGGGAGGUUGGCGAUGCGUCGCGCUUCCGGGUGUGGGGUGCUCGUGCCCUUGUCCGCGAUACGUCCGCGGACAAGCUCUCCUCCCGCACGCUUCCCUAUGUCUUCCUUGGCUUUGUCCCUGACGCGCCGGGCUGGCAGUUUUACCACCCCACCUCGCGCCGGGUCUUCGCCUCUCAGGACGUCACCUUUGACGAGUCGGUCCCUUUUUACCGUCUCUUCCCCUACCGCACUGCCCCCCUCCCUCCCCCGCCGCUUUUCCUUGCUCCUGGUCCCCCUCCGGUAGACCCCCUUCCCCCUCAGGGUCCUGCUCCUUCAGACACCAUGGCUUCGCCAGCUGCGAAUACGACAAUGUCGAAUGUGACAGUAACGGAGGUGGCUAUGGCGGAGAUGCUAGCGCAGCUGGCGGCGGUUGAGGCGGAGUGGGUGAGCGUAGCGGCGCGCGCGAAGGGCAUCGUGCCGCUGACGUCGGGCAUAUGGCGGAUGAUGGCCGCCUUCAUCGUGCUCUUCAUGCAGCUGGGCUUCUCCCUAAUAGAGGCGGGCACCGUUCGAUACAAGAACACGCGCAACAUAAUGAUAAAGAACGUGCUCGACAUGUGUGUCAGCGCCAUCGCCUUCUGGCUCAUCGGCUUUGCCAUCGGCUUUGGCAGCGGCUCUGAUUUUAUUGGCUGGCAAACACCCUCAGGCUCGGUGUCACUGGCAGUGGUGCCUCACGAGAGCGGGUCGCUCUUCUUCUUCAACUUUGUCUUCUGUGCCACCAGCGCCACCAUCUUUGCUGGUGCCGUGGCCGAGAGGACUCAGAUCACCGCCUACCUCUUCUUCAACUUCUUCCUGGCAGCCAUCAUCUACCCGGUCAUCGCGCACAUCAUCUGGUCGCACCACGGGCUGCUGUCAGCUGAUGCGGGCGAUUACGUGCUCGGCACCCGGGGCGUGCUGGACAAUGCUGGAUCCAUGGUCGUUCAUGUCACAGCUGGUAACUUUAUUUCGUUUGUAAUACAUUUGACCCUGCUCACAACAGGUGGCGUCACCUCAUUGGUUGCUGCGUGGAUGGUCGGCCCGCGGAUUGGAAGAUUCGAUAUUGACGGCCGCGUUGUACCCUUUAGAGGGCACUCCCUGGUGUUCAUAGCAGCGGGCACCAUCAUUCUCUGGGUGGGUUUCUUUGGCUUCAACGGCGGCUCAGUGCAGUACCUGGGGCAGCCCGCCAACGUGUGGGUGGCUGACGUGGCGCGCGUGUGCGCCAACACCACCGUCUGCGCCGCCUUUGCGGGCGUGGCGGUGUGGUUUGUGACUUACCGGCGGAGGGAGCCCAACCUGGAGGACACACUCAACGGCGUGAUUGGCGGGCUUGUUGCAGCCUGUGCUACAAGUAGUAUUGUGGAGGCAUAUGCUGCUUGCAUCAUUGGUGAGUUAGCCAGCCAGGUGGGCGUAGUGGACGUGGCGGUGUGGUUUGUGACGUACCGGCGCAGGGAGCCCAACCUUGAGGACACGCUCAACGGCGUGAUUGGCGGGCUCGUUGCAGCUUGCGCCACGAGCAGCAUCGUGGAGGCGUAUGCUGCAUGCAUCAUUGUUGCGGGCGUGGCGGUGUGGUUUGUGACGUACUGGUGCAGGGAGCCCAAUCUGGAGGACACAUUGAAUGGCGUCAUUGGCGGGCUCGUUGCGGCGUGUGCCACGAGCAGCAUCGUGGAGGCAUAUGCAGCCUGCAUCAUUGUGUGGUUUGUGUCGUACCGGCGGAGGGAGCCCAAUCUGGAGGACACACUGAACGGCGUGAUUGGCGGGCUCGCUGCGGCCUGUGCCACGAGUAGCAUCGUGGAGGCGUAUGCUGCUCGCAUCAUUGGUGAGUCAGCGCGGGGAGCUGGUGAGUCGGCGCGGGAAGCUGGUGAGUCAGCGUGGGGAGCGGGUGAUUAG
Messenger RNA from Closterium sp. Yama58-4, 4740 nucleotides. NCBI's taxonomy places the organism in Eukaryota, Viridiplantae, Streptophyta, Zygnematophyceae, Desmidiales, Closteriaceae. The record is from the annotation of a GenBank genome assembly.